AGGCCCCUCCCUCGUCGUCGUGCUCGUUUGCUUGUUCGUACACUUGCUUGCUCGCUUUGCGUUUCCGCCGGGCCCUGCCGAGCUCUGCAGCGUGUCCCUCGGCUCUGUCUAAGCCUCUUUCCGCUCCCUCUCUCUCUCUCUCCCUUCAUUGCUUGAGUCUCCGUCCUCCCCACCUUCGCUAUUUUUUUUUCCAGUCUUUGUACCUCUCCCUCUCGGGGCGGACUUGCUGACCUUUGCGUUGCGUAGACGUUUCGUUUGGCGCACUCACCAUGUCUGCUGCUGCCGCCAAUGCGAAUCUGCCCAGGCGGAUCAUCAAGUUGUAUGUUGGAAUCUUGGUGGAGCUGCGGGAGAAUGGCGAAUUUCGGUGCCACUCGUGCUGGGGAAACGCAACGACUGCUUAGUGAGCCAGCUCCGGGCAUCAGUGCAUCACCAUCCGAGGAGAAUUUGCGGUAUUUUAAUGUGAUGAUUUUGGGCCCAUCACAAUCUCCGUAUGAAGGUGGAGUGUUCAAGCUUGAAUUGUUCUUGCCGGAGGAAUACCCAAUGGCUGCACCCAAGGUUCGCUUCUUGACGAAAAUUUAUCACCCUAAUAUUGAUAAGUUGGGAAGGAUCUGCUUGGAUAUUCUUAAGGAUAAGUGGAGCCCAGCUCUUCAGAUCCGAACAGUUCUAUUAAGCAUUCAGGCUCUAUUGAGUGCACCUAACCCAGAUGAUCCUUUGGCUGAGAACAUCGCUAAGCACUGGAAGUCUAACGAACAGGAGGCAGUUGAGACCGCAAGGGAGUGGACUCGUUCCUAUGCUAGUGGCGUCUGAAGACUGUUUAAUCGUCCAGCCCAACCUUUAAAAAGCUGAGAAGCAUAACAGGAGCAAAUUUGAUGAACUGUGUGUGGCCAUAGGUGAUAGGUCACCUGUAGGAAGUAUGAUUGUGAAUGAGGCACUCUAAAAUUCUGAAGGUUAUAGUUUGUCCAGUUAAGAAUGGAGGGUGCGAGUAACCAAGUUCUUGAUUUAUUCUAGAUCAUUAUAAACCGUACCUGUUUAUCUUCUUUUUCGUAGUCCUCUCUUCAAAUGUUGUGUCCAGGCCAGGGCAUCUUUUGGUCAACUCGUAUUAGGCAGGCUUUCUUUCAGUUUUGUUUUAAUUCGACUCAGUCAGGUUCUGGUAUUGUAUUUGUACCAUCCCCGACCAAGGCAAUGCUUAAUUUGUAGUGCAUGCGUUCAGGAUAAUUAUGGACUCAAGAGAAGAUAUCAUCUACAAUGAAAAUUCUUUCAUGUUUAACUUGUA
Molecule: messenger RNA, 1273 nt
Organism: Physcomitrium patens
Lineage: Eukaryota; Viridiplantae; Streptophyta; Bryopsida; Funariales; Funariaceae
Product: ubiquitin-conjugating enzyme E2 36
Source: RefSeq, a predicted model, not a curated record